Molecule: messenger RNA, 896 nt
Organism: Mycena citricolor
Lineage: Eukaryota; Fungi; Basidiomycota; Agaricomycetes; Agaricales; Mycenaceae
Source: the annotation of a GenBank genome assembly
UGACCACAGCCAUGCGCAGCUCCGUUAUGUAUAAAGUAUGCCCGUGGUACCUCCGGGACUCAGUCUAAGACACCCACCCCGACACCUGUUGGCUCUGCCUUUGUAUCACCAACCCACCCACUGCUCACGAUGUUUUCGCUGCAUAUCGGGACAUUCUUGAUCUUCUCUGCGAUGGCGCUGCUCAUCGUGGCGAGCAUAUCCGCACCGACCUUCAGCCAGAUCGACUUCCUCAGUGCUUCUUCCAAUAAUGGGGCGUCUAUCCGCUUUGGCACGUUUGGGUUCUGCGUGCUGGACGGACGGGGCGGAAAGAGUUGCACCGCAGCGCAGAUCGGGUACCGCAUUGCGAACGAAAUCUCGGCGUUGGGCAUUAGCCCGUUAAGCGGGGGCCAGGCGUCUACACUGCACGGUGCGACGCAGGCGCUCAUUCUGCAUCCCAUUGCCGCUGGCAUUGCCGGCAUUGCGUUCUUGCUGGCGCUGUGCUCCCACCGCCUCGGGUAUAUCGUCGCCGCGUUCGUCGCGUUCAUCGCGUUCAUCGUGUCGCUGGCUGCGAUGAUCGUCGACUGGGUCAUCUUUGGGAUCGUCAGGCACCAUGUUAACAGCAACGGUGGCCAAGCUUCGUUCGAGAACGCGAUCUGGAUGGUGCUUGCGGCCACGAUUGUGCUGCUGCUGGCGUCCAUCACGACCUGCUUUGCAUGUGUUACUGCGCGUCGCCGAUCUUCGACGAGGACGACGUACGGGGCAACUAUUGAUCACGACAAGGAAAGUCAUGGAAAACAUGGCAAUGACUAGGGAGAUGUGCGCAUGAUUUGUUAAUGAUAUUGUAUUCAUAAGUGUCUGUCAAUUACCUACCUACAAAUGGACGUUUAAAAACGACGAAUCGGCGUACCUCUGUGCGA